AUGACCACUUUUCCACCAAUUCAACCUCGUCCAAUUGUAAGUAAACCAUCAGCACCAUUAACAACAAAUAACAUUCAAUAUUCACCAUCACCUCUUUAUCUUGUACAAUCUCCAACAGUAACUAACAAUAAUGCCUAUCAAACACAUACAAAUUUAAAUCCUAAUAAUUUACCAAUACAAAAUUCCACUGUUUAUUCAACACCAUUGUCUCCUUCGGAUGAAUUUCUUAAACGUCUUCGUGAUUUUCAACGAGGUCGACACACACCAUUUCGUUGUUUACCAACCAUAGGUGGACAAGUCGUUGACUUAUACGUAUUAUAUAACUUAGUGGUUAGCCAUGGUGGUUGGGAUAAAGUCAAUGAUCGACAAUUAUGGCCAACAAUUGCAACUAAUUUUUCUAUGGAUGAAACAUGUUUGAAUGGUACACAAGCUUUAAAAAAUAUUUAUAUACGAUAUUUGUAUGCUUUUGAAAAAAUAAGUCAUGGAGAAAAUAUUGAUUCGCAUGAUAAUGAUAAUGACGAUUCAAAACGACGUACAAUUUCUUACUUAACACGUGUACCACAAUCAUAUAAUUAUGCACAACAUACUGUUUCUGAAACAUUACGUAUACAACAUGGUCUCUUUAAUGAUUUUGUACAUCGAAAUGAAUAUGAAAAAUUAGAAUUAGCUUUAAUAUGUGGUUUUCCAAAUGAAUUAACAUUUACAUUAAAUACUUUAUUACUCUUAUCAUCAUCAUCAAAUCAUACAAAAUCAUUUCAUUUAUAUAAAUGUCCACGUUUAUUAGAUUUACUUUAUCGACAUGUAGGUUUAUUUUUAUCCACAGAUACAUUAUUAAAUGAUCAUUAUUUAAAAACCUUAUACGAUAAUAUCUGGUCAAAACAUUUAAAUUAUCGUAUGGAUUCAUUUUGGCUUGAAUCUUGUUCAUCUUCAAUUGUUAAAUUAUUAUUAAAUAUUGACGAUAAUGAUAAUGAUACGAAAACAAACUUAUAUAAAAAUUUUAAUUCAAAUUUAAAUAAAUAUCAACAAGAACAAGAAUUUCGUAUUGAACAAAUUUUAAUGAUAAUACGUAAUUUAUCAUUUGAUCGUUUAAAUGCACAUUUUCUACUUGAAACAUUACAAACAACAUUAUCAUUAACCUAUAGAUUUUUAUUAUUAGUAUCAUAUUGUGAAAAUCAUAUUGAAUUACAAAAGUAUGCAUAUGAUAUAUGGACAAAUUUAGCAUUAUAUAUGCAUUUACGUAUGAUAAGUAAUGAUGAAGGUUUAUUAUUUCGACAAUUAUUAAAUUCAAUGUUAAAUGGUGAUGAUGAUAAUAAUCAACAAUAUGAUAGAUUUAAAAUAAUUCGAGCAUUAGAAAUAAUUUCUAAUUUAGCACAAGCUGGUCAUGAUAAUGAAAUUUAUUUAAUGGAUUAUAUUGAUAUGAUUAUUAAAAGUCUUAUACAUAUACCUGAUAUACUUAUUUUAGUACAUACUUUAGAAUGUUUAUAUCAAUUAUCGGAAUUAGGAGUACAAUCAUGUGAGGCAAUACUUAAAGUGCAAUCUUCAUCAUCAAUUAUAGCAACAUUAAUAGAUUUAUUAACAAUUGAAGCUCGAAGUUUUUCUUCUCAAACAAUAAAAAGUAUAAAAAUUGUUGAAAUGUCAUCAGGUCCAGUACUUCUUCCAUCCUAUCAUCAACCACCUAAACAACCACAAUCAGUUGUUAUUAUACCUGCAAAUCAAUCUACACAACUACAACAACAUCAACAACAUCAUUCAACAUAUACAAUUGAAAAUUCUGAAAUCAAUAAAAUGAAUCCAAGAUAUAUUAUUCAACAACAUUCAAAACCUUUAACAAUAACUGAUGCUAUUCCACAAGGAAGUAUUUUAACUGUUACAACAACAUCAUCAUCACCAAAUAUUCUUCCAAAUAAUAAUGAUAAAAAACGAAAACAUGAUUCUAUUUCUGAUGCAAUUCCAACGGUUAUUAAUGAUGCAUUAAAACGUUCUCGUCCAUAUCCAAUACCACCAAAAUCUACUAUAACUAUUUCUUCAUCAUCAUCAACAAAUAAAGAUGAAAAUAGUACAGAAAUAAAUAAUACAAUUCAAUCUACUUUAACUGAUAUACUUGAUCGUUGUUCAUCAUCAUUUGAUAAUGAUAUUCGUUUAUGUUUAAAUGAUUUAUGUCAACGUGUUUCGAUCAUUGUUGAUCAAUCAUUAUCAGGAAUUUUUAAUCAAUUACCAUCACCAGUAUUUAAUCGUAAAAUACAAAUUCAACCAACAAAAGAAGUUAAUCAUAUUGAUGAACAAUUACAAAAGAAAAAACUUGAUUUACUUCCAAGAAAACAACCAAUAAUAAAUAAUAAUAAUACUGCAAAUAUAAUUAUUACAUCAGAAAAGAAGGAUACAGUUAUGGAACAAGAAUCGUCUGAUAUGAAACCAAUAAUGUCAACAUCAAAUAUUAUGAUAACAACUACAUCUGAUUAUAUUUGUGAAUGGGAUAAUUGUCGAAUGUAUUUUCCAACAGCACGGGCAGUUUUUCAUCAUGUAUGCUCUGUACAUAUUAAAUAUUCCACUGAUUAUAUCUGUUUAUGGAAUGGAUGUGAUCGAAUAAAACGACAAAAAUGGGCUUUGAUUAGUCAUAUUCAAGAACGUCAUUGUUCAGAAAUUGCAUUUCGACAAGCAAAACAUAGAUUAACAAAUCCAGUAUCUUCCAUCCCAACAAAUCCAACUCCAAUACCACCAAAUAUUUCUAUUAAUGGUAAUCGUCCAUUGACAUCAGGAGGAGCAGUUGGUUAUGCAUCAGAUGCUGCUUGGCUUGCAAUUCGACGUCAUAUGCAAAUUAAUUCAUUCGAUGAUCCUAUAAAUAAAAGUAAAGAAGGUCCAUUGACAAAAAGUAUUCGACUUACAGCUGCACUUAUUUUACGUAAUAUUGCUCGACAUUCAUCAAUUGGAAAACAAAAUCUACGUCAAUACGAACAACUUCUUGCAAAUUUAACUCUUGAAUCAUCCGAAGCAUCACAUAUACUUAGUUCAUGUUUAUUUGAACUUUAUAAUUGA
Messenger RNA from Adineta steineri, 3033 nucleotides. Lineage: Eukaryota; Metazoa; Rotifera; Eurotatoria; Adinetida; Adinetidae. The record is from the annotation of a GenBank genome assembly.